CUGCCCCAGAGGAAGACAACUGCGAUUCAGCCUAUUUGACUAGAAGCACCAACUUCAAAUAUAUCCUUAUUUAUUGUUAAGAGUACUAUAUCUAAGAUGAACCAAAAUUUAUUCCAAAAUUAUUUCACUGUAGAAUAUAAAAACUAAGGCAACAUGCAAAAUUUAAUUCAUCUUUAGUGCCAAUGAACAUUAUUUCAUUUGCUACAAAAUUCUUCGACAUGAAGUUUUCUGUGCCCGAAAGAGUAUAUUUAAGAGUUUCAGCUAAGAUGAUAUAGGCUAAAUUCUGUCUAAAAAUGCUUAAACAGUAAUAAAGAGGCCCGUACGUGACAACUGACAUGAAUGUCCGUUUAAAUUUGGCGCUGAAGAUGGCGGCGGCGCGCUAUAGGACUGAGGCGCAGAAGAAAAGACGCCAGCAGGUCGCGGCAGCAUCGGGGCCGUCGAGUUUACACAAUAUGCGCGAGAGGAAGAACAGGAAAACCGCAAUUCCCGACUUUAUAUUCGGCCUUUUCGUGUCUCCAACACCCGCAGCAUGUAAAAACCCAACGAUACGCCGCCAAAUGCGAAGGCUGAGGCCGAACACUGGCUUUGUGUUUUGACCACGAGAAAUGUGGCGCUGCUUCGAGGACUGACGAGACGUUUUUUAAACAAAUGGAAAAGAGACACUCCAAAAGCUUUCCGUGGAUUUUACGUGGAUUUCUGCAUUGAUCCCCCUUUUUAGUCGCCAUGGAUAUUUAAAUUUGGGAUUCUCCCCUUGCGACUGUUCGAUCGCAAGAAGAACAGAGACUAAUCCAGCAAUCGGCCGGGAUAACAUUGCCUGUCUACCUCGACAUAUUGCUUACCAGGGAUUUAAAUCAUCACGUGUUAGGAACGACAAGGGGUUCAUCAAAAUUAAUGUUCACUGUCUGAUCGCUUAACGAAUUCAUUUGAAGAGAGCAAGAUGAGCACGGAAAGGCCGAAGAGAAAUAUCAUUCAGAAGAAAUUUGAUGAUAACGACGGGAUUCCCUGGUCAGAGGAGCGAGUCGUGCGCCGAGUGCUCUAUCUCUCGCUCAAAGAGUUCAAGAGAGCUCAGAAGAGCCGUGUUGACAAUGGAACAGGAAUAAUAAAGCGUUCCUUUGUGAAUGGACAUCUCAAUGGGUCAGGAGUGAAAACAGGACUUUUUGCGAGCAGCUGCAAGGCGGAAAGGCCUCGACGCUCAGCUCAGACUGACAGUGAAUUCUCAGGAGAAGGACCCGUGAGAAAGAGACCAAGGCUGCAAGCACAGAGAAAAUUUGCCCAAUCUCAGCCGAGCUCUCCUCAUGCCACUCCAGUUAAACUCCUUGAGGCCAUACCACCCAGUCCUAGCCUUCCUCUCAGUGAUCUCACCAAGUGCAAACCCAAAACAGAGGACUUUCUCACCUUCCUCUGUCUAAGAGGUUCUGCUGCAUUGCCCAAUAAUAUGAAGUACUUUGGGAGUGCGCACGAUGAUGAAGACGCUGAUGAAGAGGAAGAAGAAGAAGAAGUAGAAGAAGAAGAGGAGAAUGAACGAAAGAAACCGUCUGCUAGUAACAUUACAGCUUACUGUCAGGUCACUCCACGCAAGACUAAAGCUCCUAGCAGAGUCAUCACAAAUGGAAAUGUGUUUAAUGGGCAUUCCCGGCCAAAUGGGGAACGGGAGAGAAGCCUGAGGGUCAGGGGGAAAGACAGAGAGAGAGGUUCAGAAACAACCAGAGCUUCAAGCACACACAAUCUACGGCCCAGCAAACCUGCACUGGAACACAAACAGCAGCCCCAUAAAGUGACCAGACCCCAGCGAGCCGCUUCAGCUAACAGUCGGAAGGCACGGAAGGAAGAUUUGCCACCACUUCCCCUGACCAAAUCUGUGAAAUACCCCAAGGGCCACGUGACCUACACCAAAGCCAGACUGUUGAAAGAGGCGAAGCUAGAGCUAAGUGCCCAGAGGCGGCACUUGAGUUCACAACACACCAACACACACCUUCAGCACAAUAACUCAGGAAAAGCCCAAACUGGUCGCAGCAGGACACAAAAACAGUUGCCACCGUCAGCCACAGUCAGACGCAGUGGACUGCGACAAUCGAAGAGGCAGCUGGAGAUGGCGGUGGUUAAACCGAACCAAGCAGGGAAUGAAGUGGAGGUCAAAAGGGUCAAGGUGCAGGUCAUUCCUCUGGAUACACGGAGCAGGAGAGCUGCUCAAAAGACCUUGCAUAAAGGAACAAUGGAACUGCGAGUGACAGGAUCCCAGAGACCCAAAAGAGCCUCUGCUGGGAAGUUACCGCUUGUCAAACGGACGCAGUGUAAAGCCACAACUCGGGGCAAGAGCAGCUCCGCUACCUCAGCUCAUCAUCACCACAGGGACGUCCUGAAACCAGCCACAAUUGCCAAACCAGCCAAGCCUCUGAGACCCAGCGAGCCUAUCAAAACAAACAAUCCUACUGACCCCGGUGACUCACUUAACAUAGCCAAAUCUCCCAAACCAGCAGAGCCCAAAGUUGCUCAGGAUAAGGAGCGAGGCAAGUGUGGCAGCGUACCGGAGAUGACAGAGGUUCCUGUGUUCCAUCCAAGCCCACGUGAAUUCCACGACCCUUUGCCGUAUGUGGAGCUGGUACGUGAGCAGGCCGAGCCCUUUGGUCUCUUUCGGGUGGUUCCACCAGCUGGGUGGCGGCCUGAGUGCAAGUUGAAAGAGGAGAUGCGUUUUGUCUCACAUGUACAACAUGUGCACAAGCUGGGCCGACGAUGGGGCCCUAACGUGCAACGGCUUGCCUGCAUCAGGAAACACCUGCGUACUCAAGGCAUCAAUAUGGAGGAGCCACCAUUAAUCGGUGGCUGUGAAUUGGACUUAGCCCGAUUCUUUCAGCUCCUGAAUGACUUGGGUGGCAUGCAGCAGGUGACAGACCUGAAGACGUGGGGCCGUCUCGCUGACCUGCUGGGCAUCCCACGCUCUGCACAGGACCGGCUCGCCAAGCUGCAGGAGGCUUACUGCCAAUACCUGCUCUCUUAUGACUCAUUGUCUCUGGCACAGCGAGCUCAAUUAGAGAAGGAAGUGCUGGCUGAGAAGGAGAGCCUGGAGAGGAGAAACGGGCCCCUGGAGGGACAGGCAGACAUAUUGCAACAUGCUGCACUGCUCCUACCACGCUGCGAACCCAAGAAUGGCCUGGUGAAUGGUGCUCUUCACCGGAGUGGUGUACGAGAACGCCUCAGAGAGCUUGACCCCAUGGCCAGGAAUAGCCGCCAGGGACGGCAGGAGAGAAAAGAAGAAGGUGGCAUACUGACCGAUCUGCACAAAUGCAUAUACAAGGGGAAAUCGUUCUCUCUAACAACUUUCUACCGGGCAGCAAGGAAUACCAUGAAUAUGUGUUUCAGCCGGGAGCCAGACACAGCUGAAGUAGAGCAAGAGUACUGGAGACUUGUAGAAGAAAAAGAAUGCCAUGUUGCAGUGCACUGUGGGCGAGUGGAUACAAAGACUCAUGGGAGUGGAUUUCCUGUGAGCAAGUCUGAGCCAUUUUCAAAGCAUGGAUGGAAUCUUACUGUGCUUUCCAAUAACUCAGGAUCCAUCUUGCGUCACCUUGGUGCUGUGCCAGGAGUGACCAUCCCCUGGCUGAAUAUAGGCAUGGUGUUUUCUACCUCAUGUUGGUCCAGGGACCAGAACAGCCUUCCAUACAUAGAUUAUCUACACACUGGUGCUGAUUGCAUUUGGUACUGUAUUCCUGCCGAUGAGAUGUCAAAACUUGACAAAGUAGUUCACACACUGCUGCAGGCCAAUGGAACCCCCGGGCUCGAGAUGCUGGAGAAGAACAUUAUGAUCUCUCCAGAGGUGCUACGUCGAGAAGGGGUGAAGGUGCACCGGACGGUGCAGCAGAGUGGCCAGUUCAUGGUGUGUUUCCCUGGGACCUUCGUGUCCAAGGUGUGUUGUGGCUAUAGUGUGUCUGAGACAGUGCAUUUUGCCACAGCUGAGUGGAUGAAGUUGGGCUAUGAGGCAGCGAAGGACUUGAAGAGAAGGCGCAUAGAGGAACCGUUUUCCACAGAGAAACUGCUCUGCCAGAUCGUCAUGUCUGAACCCAGACAGGAAAACAAACAUCUUCUGAAUGCAGCUUCCUCACUUGUUGUAGAUCUCAGGGACACAGAGAUUAGCCAGCGGCGGCAGCUUUUUAAUGCCGGUCUCAGGCUUUCUGCCCGUUAUGGAAACCAGCCUGAUGGCCAGUUUCCCACAGAGAGGAAGAAAACGCACCGCACCAGGCUGAGCGAAGACAUGGCUGACCGACGCUGCCAGGUGUGCCAGCACCUCUGCUACCUCUCCAUGGUGGUUCAUGAAAGUGAUAAUGUAGUGUUCUGUCUGGAGUGCGCUCUUCGCUACAUUCAGAAGCGCAGGUCCCCUCGAGGUCUGAAAAUGAUGUUUCGUUACACUGAGGAGCAACUCAGCAGUUUGGUAAAUCAGGUGUGCGGGAAAACAUCUGAAAGGGCUGGGGAUAAGCGGAAAGCGGCUUAUCCCAGUAUGCCACCAGCAAAACGAAGUCCCCGAAACAAGAGCCCAAACCAGGCCUCGCUCUCACGCUCUGCCUCGAAAAACACCAAACUGUCUUGACCAAACUGUUAAACCAUUCCCUCGUUCCUGACGUCACAAUUCGUGCUGGCGCUCCAGUUCACUCCAGUUCCAUUUCACUUGGCAUGUCCCUACUACGUUUGUACCAUCAUGGCGGCAAGAUACUAAAAACACAGUUAAAAGUGUAACAUGAUGUUGUUACGGGGCACUUUUAUACCAGGUAUGCAUAGUUACUAGCAGGAGGCAUUAAAAUGAACUGAAUGUAUGGGAAGUAAACACACACACACACACACACACACACACUAAGUAGUAAGGAAAGCAGUUGUUGGGGACAUCUGAGUGAGACUGAGGAGCCCGAUCACACAGAAAUCUUUUUGCACUAGUACGGAGAUUGCGGUUUUUUUAGAGUAUUUUUGAGUUGUUUCAGCGUUCAAUUUAAAUAUAAAUAUACAUAAAUAUGAAUAUAUCCUAUACUGUACCAUUUGUGUUGAACUGGUGCUGUAGUGUCAAAUCUUCCAUAAGGCCUUCCAGGCUGUUUCUCUUGCGCUCACCCAUGUGGAUAGUUUUAUUUAAGGUCAAAGACCAACAUGUAUGAUCAAGCCCCCUUUAAUGUCAGAUACAAUAAACAAUAGUUAUUAGCAGCCUGAAAUACUGAGAUAUAUAUAUAUAUAUAUAUAUAUAUAUAUAUAUAUAUAUAUAUAUAUAUAUAUAUAUAUAUAUAUAUAUAUAUACACAUAUAAAACACUUUUUUUCUCCCUGUGGUAUAUGAAGGCGUGUGAUUCUGAUCUUGUUAGUGGAUUUUUUUACUGCACAUUUUCUGCUGGGCAACUCAAAGGUCUUGCUAAUGCAUUUGGACUCAUUUUCAAAGCACAUUUUGAGGCCUUUUUCCAAACGAAAUUCAAUCUGAAAUAAGCUACUUUGAUAAAAGCUAUAUUGAGAGUGAUGCCCAGAGUAGUUUGUACCUAUAUUUUAAGCAAUUAGAGCUAUUGAAAUAGUUAAAGAAGCACUUUCCCUUUUCACCAUUAAGUCUUGUUCCUCUGGUUCAGUCUUUGUGAUUGGUGAUUAGUGUCCCCCUUUACCAUGUAGAAUACUCCCUCCUUUACAGAGAAUAUGCUUUUGUUUACAUAGAAUAAAUAUUAUAACAUUAGAGUCUAAUGCAAAUGUCUCAAAAUGUUUAUAUGCCAAUAAAUUCUGUCACCUAAAAUAAAGCCUUUUGAGAGAAAGGUGUAUAAGAGUUUGGAUGAGGAAACCAAGAUGAAGAAAAAGCCUUAUUCCCCUGUUGCUUUCUUCGUCUCUAUGAGUUUAGAUGUUCACAGGGUUGCUGUUGUAACAUAUGAAAAGAAAGUGCUGCUUAAUCACUGAAUAAGUACGUAAUAGUGGUGAGCCCUAGUUUUUUAGCUUUACUUUUUUAUUCAAAGGGAAAAAAAUCUUUUACCAUGUAGUAGCUUACCAUAAUGCACUGACUGUAAUGAAGUCCCGUAGUCCUGCCUAGUUGUCCUCCUCUUCAAAAAGACUGGUGUUUGAGCAUAGUAUAACUGAACAGUGUUUCCAAACAAAUGUGGUUGUAAACUUUUUUAUGGCCUUAAAAUGUUUUCGAUCACUUUUCCCUGUUUUCUACCGUAAAAUUCUUGCUUGGCUUACUUUUUAUUUAUAAGCGUUGAUUCUCAGUCUUCAAUCUUCUAGUGUUGUUUUGGUUACUGGCCUUUUUUACUUUUCAGGUUUGUAUAAUUUUGUUGUAAUAAACAAAUCACUGUCAAUCCUUCAAAACUGUUAUGUUUUUAUGUCUAAUAUGUUUGUGAGUGUGCUCAAUAAUAAUAGUAAUAAUAAUAAUAAUAAUAAUCAUCAUCAUCAUCAUCAAUCAUCAUCAAUCAUCUAGCUUUUACACACUUUUAAACAGUAUUACACUAGAGCUAGACAGAACUGGAGUUGACCCUGAAUCUAAGUUGUGUUGAUAAUUGAUUAUAUGACAUAUUUAUAGACACUGCAAAAUACCCUCAGUCUCCUCAUGUUUAUAUUCAGUUUAGGCAGCAAAGUCAUUGCCAUUCAGAAGGCAGAAUAAAUCUACUGUUGUACAUGGUGUUUUUAACACAUUACUAUGCAACAUUGCCUGCAUAAGUCCCACACUGAAUGUUCUGUAAAAGUGAGACAGACAGGACGUUCACUUUGAUUAGACCAGCUGGAGAAUACAUUUACAGAUGGGGGUUUACUGUCUGCCUCACUGCUAACAAUAUCUUUAUGGUUUGAUUAUGGUUUUACUGUUUGAAACCAUAAUGUUUAUUGCCAGAGGUAAUUUCCAUUGUGAAAUACAAUAUAACUAGAGGAAUUAAGCAGGCAGGUAUAUGUAUGUAAUUUUAUAGUUAGUUAGCUAUAUGCAGUAUAUGGCCAACAGUAUAUGGACACCUGACCAUCAAACCCAUAUGUGGGUCUUCACCAAACUGUUGCCACAAAGCUGGAAGAGUUAUAUAGAAUGUCUUUGUAUGCUGUAGCAUUACAAAUUCCCUUCACUGGAACUAAGAGGCCCAACCCUGUUCCAGCCUGACAAUGCCCCUGUGCGCCUCAACCCCACUGAAUGCCUUUGGAAUUAAUUGGAACACGCCUGACAUCAGUGCCUGACCUCACUAAUGCUCUUGUAGCAGAAAGCGUAAAUCCCUACAGCCAUGCUCCAAAAUCUGGUGGAAAGCCUUCUCAGAUGAGUGGAGGUUAUUAUAACAGCAAAGAGGGACUAAAUCUGGAAUGAGAGCUUUAAAAAGCAGGUGGUCAGGUGUCCACAAACUUGUGACCAUAUACUGUAGGUGAAAUUUUUUUAUUAUUGUAUGCCUAUUUUCAUUUCAAUCCUAGCAGGAAGAGAAGAAGAAAAUUACCACAAAAACUCUAGCAUAUUGGCGGUGGAUGGGACAGCUCAAUGCUAACAGUAUAAAUGAAACACAUAGUGGAUGAACUGAUAUUUAACUGCAAUGUGCAGAAAUGAUAGGAUUUUACAAGAAGCCAGCGGUGUGUAUAAGCAUACUUUAUAUAACUUUUAAAAAAUUAAAGUGCCUAUCCAUUCUGCAGUCCAGCUGCACAUAAACUGUUUACAGCUGCAGUGCAAGUGUAGUCAAUUAUUCAUCUUUCAUAUCCAGUGCCUUUCCCCUUCAGCUUUUCCAGCAGGACAAUUUUACUCACAUUUGCUCUGACCACUGCUUUAGCUGAAAAACCUAUAGCUGUGGCAAGGAGUCAAAAAUCAUAAAUGCUACAGCUAAACCAUAAUGUUGGCAACUCUGUAUUUAUAAACACUGGAUACCAUUGCUCAGGCUUUCUGCUGAGUCUUCAUGUUGCCAUCCAGUUUGUAAACGACAUAAUGG
Messenger RNA from Pangasianodon hypophthalmus (striped catfish), 7875 nucleotides. RefSeq names its product jumonji, AT rich interactive domain 2a (gene jarid2a). Gene Ontology annotation, molecular function: histone demethylase activity; DNA binding. Lineage: Eukaryota; Metazoa; Chordata; Actinopteri; Siluriformes; Pangasiidae. The record is from RefSeq and is a predicted model, not a curated record. The transcript has 18 exons. Gene Ontology annotation, cellular component: nucleus. The coding region runs from base 938 to 4576 and encodes 1212 amino acids. Gene Ontology annotation, biological process: chromatin remodeling.